Messenger RNA from Anopheles marshallii, 831 nucleotides. RefSeq lists its product as uncharacterized. The transcript is spliced from 5 exons. Gene Ontology annotation, cellular component: membrane. Lineage: Eukaryota; Metazoa; Arthropoda; Insecta; Diptera; Culicidae. Bases 1 to 831 code for a protein of 276 amino acids. The record is from RefSeq and is a predicted model, not a curated record.
AUGUUUUCCCGCAAGGAGUUGCUUUACCUUAGGGCGUUAAUUUUCGCCACGUUGCUGCACAUCAGCAGCACACUGCAGCUGGAAGGACUGUCGACAAAGAAACCACGGGUUACAAAGUACACCAUGAAGCCCACGUCCAGUUCGGCCACUGCUGUACCGUCGUCCCUGUCGCUGUACCGUCUGAAUGGAGCGAGUGGCGCAACGUGCAUACUGAUUCAGACCGAUGCCCUGCUGAGCAUUCAGUACCGUGAUAAGUACAAUGAGGAUAAGGAGGCCGAUGCAUUCCUUCCGGACCAAAUGGACAUAUCCGGCGAAUGCUGGGAGGAUGAGUCACGCAUCACGAUGUCAUGGAAGGGUUUCACCAUUAACAUCUACUUCUCGAAAACGCCGGGCGGUGAGCGUUGGUACGUGAACAGUGUCGAUCUGGCGUACUCUUCGUCGAACAAGCUGUUCGAGCACAUUGACCGUCCCGGGCUGGAUGUGAAGCUUUCCACCCCGCCGGGCACGCUGCUCUUCCCGACGCCGGUCGGUAAGUCGUACACCUGCGACAACGAGGUCACGAUCACGAUGUUCGCCCAGGACGAAAACGACAAGUCGGGCCACCUGGCCAAGCUGUAUCUGCGCGAGCUUCGGAUGCAAAGCUUCAUGUACAAGGCGGGCAAUGCCUGGGGUCCAACGUUCCAGUGCAGUGCAACCGGCACGUAUCGCGACGAAACGGCUCCGAUAGCGGUCGGUUCUACGUUGGCCGUUGCUACCGUGUGCACCGUCGUUGGAUACGGCCUGUGGAGAUACUUCAAAGUUAAGAAGUUCCAGUACGGCACUAUGGCUUAA